This is a messenger RNA of Dermacentor albipictus, 4924 nucleotides long. RefSeq lists its product as uncharacterized. The record is from RefSeq and is a predicted model, not a curated record. Lineage: Eukaryota; Metazoa; Arthropoda; Arachnida; Ixodida; Ixodidae. Gene Ontology annotation, biological process: anatomical structure development; G protein-coupled acetylcholine receptor signaling pathway; receptor clustering. Gene Ontology annotation, molecular function: calcium ion binding; collagen binding; laminin binding.
AUGGCGCCAUUAUGGCCAAGAGUCGACAGCAAGCACGACGGAAACAGGCAGGCUCAUCCGGGCGGGACGAAGCGGCCCACGCCGCGGAACCUGUCGGGCGCCACCCACGCGCCGCUUGUGGGAAGCGCGCCCCGACGUGCGCUGCCGACCAGUGGGCGACGGCACCCGCUUCGGAGGCCCAGCGUCGCCGAGGACAUGGAGCGGACCGGGCCGUGCUGCUUCUUCUGGUGGUGCCCCCCGUCGUCGGGCGCCGUCUGGCUCCGCGUGGCCUGCGUCCUGCUCCUCCUGUGCGCUCUGCCGGAAGAAGGCCAAGCUCGGCGUCGGCGCAUAUUCGACGACUGCCCCGAGGGCCGGCUUCCGGUGGCCGAGGCUGACCUCGUGCUCACCGCCACCGUGGAGCGGCUGCUCCAGGAUGGGGCGCAGGUGAGCGUCCGGGUGCAUCGUCCGCUCAAGGGCGGGCCCCGCGAGCUGGGCGGCUCCGUGCUCCUAGUGGAGGGGCUGGACAACGAGGCGCUGUGUGGCACCCGGCUCGCGCAGGGUGACACGCGCCUCUUCCUGCUCAAGGGCGGCGCAUCCGAGGGACGCACCAGGCUGUUGGCGUCCCCGCUGCGCCUCACGCUGCCGAACCUGGACAAGCUGCAGGCCGCCGUCAACGGGGAAUCAUAUCGGAGGCGACUGCAUGAGCGAGACCUGCCGUGUGAGGCCAAGUACUGCCCCUGGAACGGCGACUGCACCGAAGACCAGCUGGGAACAGCGCGCUGCAGCUGUCCGACGUCGUGCGACUUCGAGUCGAUGCCCGUGUGCGCCACCGACGGGGUCACCUACCCCAACCGGUGCAAGAUGCGCGUCGAUUCGUGCCGCAACCAGAAGAGGCUCUGGUCACGCCACCAGGGCACCUGCCACGCCACGCCGCCGUCCCCCUACUGAUCCCCUCUUUCAAUCCCCGCCUUUCCACUCACUCUUUCUCACUUGCCUCACCUGACUUGUUCGCAUACAGGUUGACGAUGAAUCGAAAAGCUCCGCGUCGUUUCGAGUAGCAUGGCGCCAACCAUGACUUUUUUGUGCACCUAGUUUUUUUUCCUUAAAUUUUAGCUAAAGAGACGGUAGCACAGAAAAUUAAAUGGGCACUAAAUAGGAAAGGGAUUUCACCUGUACUAGUAAAUUACCCUUCUAGAAUACCAAAGAUGCCACUGUUAUAGCGGAAAGGUUCUUGUUGGUUUGAAAACGCGCAAGUACAAAAGACAGCUUACGACGGCGCUUCAAGUUUCGGUGCCACUGCGCCAUGACGUCAUAGAUUUUGAUGGCAUCUGCUCAGGCCUAGUUGGUAAAAUUAUUGGUAACAAUGAGUUACCUUUUGUGCUAAAGGAACAAAACAUUAAACGUGGCAAGUUUCCAGAACUUACACAGAGCGAACGCUGCCCAGUUGCGAAAGAACACUGUGAAAUCCGUGACCUUACACUAGCGUAUGGCAGCGAGGUUUCGGCGCGAAAUUCAAGAAUUCGAAAUUUGACUUUCAUCUUUUCUUCUAAUAAUCAACCGAUUAUUGCGAAAUUCCCGACAAUAAAGUUUUGAAAGAAUAUUUUAUAAGGAUAACUUUAUUUAGUCCUUUUUCUUUAGUAUCCCUUUAAGUCAGGGGACGUUCCGGUUAGGCAGCACGUUCCGUAAGUCAAGUUGACGCAUAUCAAUCAAUCAAUCAUUUUAUUUCCUUAAAGAAGGAGGAGUACAGGACUAAAAGCUUGGACAGCUUGACGAGGUCCCGACCCCUUGUAAGUUGGCAUAACAGCAAGAUGACAGCCAGUCAUACACAAGAAAUGAAAAAAAAAAACAUCACAAUGUAACGGGUAAUACAGAGUGAAACAAGACGGCAAGAAAUAAUCAACACUCAUAAAUAACAGUGGAAAACAAAAUUAGGAGAAGGCAAUGUCUAGUCUUGCAAAUAAAUAAGUUGACAAAAACGUUUAAUGCGACAGUUUCGGUUUCUGGAGGGAUCAACAUUUUGUCGGUCUAAUAGGUGUAAAAGCGAAGGUAAUGUAUAGGAUAAAGAUUGCUCAUCAUAAGAGGUUCUUGGGGUAGGUACGAACCACAUUUCUUUAUGUCGGGUCUGUAGAAUAUUUGUAUUUUCCCGAAGUUUUGCCAGAUGAAUUGUAUCAUCAAUGCCAAAUUUUACGAAAUCUUUGUAGCACAACAUCAACCUAUAAUUGUAAAAACAAAAUACAGGAAGAAUUUCAUAUUUAGAAAAAAGUGAUUUUGUGGAGUGCGUAUAAUGGACAUCAGCUAUGUAACGCACAACUCUUUUUUGUAGGAAAUGUAGUUUGUGCAAGUUUGUCACACCAGUUGUACCCCACACCAUGACGCAGUACUGCAUGACAGAUACCACCAGAGCAUUGUACAGCAUAAUUUUUACCUUGGUCGGGAGUAAGCGACGCAGACGAGCAAUAACACCAAUGGCAGAUGACAAUUUAGAUUGCAGAUGAUCAACAUGCUCAUUACAGGUUAGGUGCUUUGUAAAACGCACCCCAAGGAUAUUAACGCAAUCCACUAUCUCUAACUGCUCACUGCCCAGACACAAAUUCAUAUUAGUUGUCAACAACUUUCCUCUAGGCGCGUACAAGAUAACUUUUGUUUUCUUAGGGUUGAUUUUUAAGCAGUUUAUCACGGACCACCGCUCUAAGUCAGACAGCGUCUUAUUAGCCUUUAUUUCUACAUCUGUUUCCACGUUGCCUGUAAUAAAAACGGUUGUGUCGUCGGCAUACGAAACGAAUGUAGCGUUAUCUGUACAGCGUACAAUGUCGUUUAUAUAAAUCAAAAAUAAAAGUGGGCCCAAAAUGCUGCCUUGCGGCACACCAGUGAUAACUGGCUUCCUUGAAGAUAUUGUGUUACUAGCAUCUACGAACUGUGAUCUGUGGGACAGAUAAGAUGUCAUAAGCGAGUGGGCGGUUCCACGUACACCAUACAUUUCUAAUUUGUUAAGAAGGAUGGAAUGAUUAAUUAAAUCAAAAGCCUUAGAGAAAUCUAUGUAUAUGCCUAGUGCCAUAUGCUUCCGGCUGAAUGCAUCUAAAAUUAUUUCUUUUUGGCUCAGGAGGGCUGUUUCCGUAGAGCGGUGCUUUCUAAAACCAUGUUGAAAGUCUGCAAUCAAAUGGUGACGGUUAAAGAAUGAGAGUAAUCGCGCAUGCAUUAUUUUCUCAAUACCCUUAGAAAAUACUGGAAUUAUUGAUAUAGGCCGAUAAUUAUUUAAUGCUGUUUUAUCACCGCGCUUGAAAACGGGAACAACGCGGGUAAUUUGCAUUCUCUUAGGAAAGGCACCUGUUGAUAAUAUUAAGUUAUAAACAUGGGCUAGUAUAGGGCUUAUAAUAUCGAGCACAUACUUUAUAGGGCGAAUCUGGAUACCGUCGGCGUCUAGUGACUUGCUGUUGCUUGUAGCUCUAAUAGACGAAAAAACUUCAGGAGAAGUAGUUGGAGCAAGGAAAAGCGAUGCUCCAUUCCUGUUUACUGGUAGAAACUGAGCGUGGUUAGUUAGGCUUUGUUCAAGGUCCUGUUGCGGUGCUAGAGUAAAGACUUCAUUAAAUGCAUUUGGUAUUGCGCCUCCAGAAAUUUGUUGCCCAUCAUGUUCCAAUAUACCAGGAAUAGCUGAGUAAGAGUUAGGCUGUAACAAGGCAUUCAAUGUUACGUUGUUCAUCAAAUCUUCUAGACAACAUUUUAAAAGACCUGACAUUUUCUCUGAAGAUAAUCACUCGCCAUGGGCAAAUGACGCCACUGACUCGAAGCACUCUCACACAUGUGCUGAUUUUUUUUUGUGGCUAAAGCGUAAAGCAGCUGUGAUGUGUUUUGUUCCAUCAGAAGGUAGAACGAAUGGGGAAAAAGCGUCAACCCAUGUUAAGACAGGUACUGCACGAGCUUCAUAUGACAGCUCUGAAACAUAUAUGCACAAAGUAACUCUAAAAUUUCCCAUAAUAAUUACGAGGCACGAAGAUAAAGCUUUCCUGCCAAUUUGUGGUAACUGACGUUUCAGUUAAGACGAAAAUGCACAUGUAGCACUUUUCGCAUCUGUGUCCCUUUUGACUGCCAUGAACUCAAAUCUGAGCCAUCGAUGUCUGAAUUUGCGCACACUGAAGAAAUAGUACGGGAAUUUGCGCUCAGGCGGGCGAUCAUUGAGUGAUGAAAAUAUUGCCACUCUGAGACAGAAGCAGAGAUAGGUCACAGGUUUAUUACUUGAUCAUUACCAAUUUCUGAAGACCGAAUCCUGCUCGAGCGGCUGAUCCAAAAUGAUGGCCCUACAGCAAAUUUUUUGGUUAUGCUGAAGGCUAUUUGAGCACUAAAAAGAUAUAGCUAGAAAUAGGUGCUAGUGGUUCUAAGAAAAAGGUGAAGCAGCAAAAACGCAAUAGUGCCGUCUGUUACGUGUUCAGAAUAGCUUGUCACCCCUCCUACGCUGAGAAAAAGCGCAGAAAAAACAACACAAGAAAAACAGAACUGGCAAUACUGAAGUAGGAGAGGAAAUAAGAGGAGCACAGCCAAGACAAAUGUCUAAAUAGCUAUCCGAAGGCAAUGACAGCAAUUAAGCCUUGGGCCCAGCCUCAUUGAGCUGGAGAAUGGACAACGCUAAAUUUAUUGACAUAUCGAAAUGCAUGGAUGGGAAAGUUAUGACUUCAAAAGUGAAGCGGCCAUUGCAAUAAAUUUUGGUUAUAACCUGAUGGCAGACGGCUGGCUUGCAGUUGUCUCAUGCUUCCCUCUAGGCCACUCAGACUUUGAUAGCUUAACUAGCGGGUGGGCGCUAUCCCAAUUACGAAUUUUGCGUGUCUUUUAUAAUGAAUGCGUACACUGUACAAGCGUGCUGGAAUAGCCUGGUCGCCUUCACUCUUGUUCGCUGUGGUCGCCAAAGAAAAGUGCACUGAACAGAUCGAAAUAAAGAGAUUUUACGGUCAUGUGA